AUGAGGUUCACACCCAUCGUCGCCUGGGCCGUCCUGGCCUACGGCUCUGUCGCCGACGAUUCUCAGAAGGCUCCCUUCCUUGAGCAGUUCACCGAUGACUGGGAGGCACGAUGGAAGCCUUCCCACGCAAAGAAGGACCUCACCGGCACAGGCAAGGAGGAGGAGGAGUGGGCGUACGUUGGCGAGUGGGCUGUCGAGGAGCCCACCGUCUACAAGGGAAUUGAGGGAGACAAGGGCUUGGUUGUCAAGAACAAGGCCGCUCACCACGCCAUCUCCGCCAAGUUCCCCGAGAAGAUUGACAACAAGGGCAAGACUCUUGUUGUUCAAUACGAGGUCAAGCUCCAGACCGGUCUCGAGUGCGGUGGUGCUUACAUGAAGCUGCUCCGCGAGAACAAGGCUCUCCACCAGGACGAGUUCGCCAACACCACCCCGUACGUGAUCAUGUUCGGUCCCGACAAGUGCGGCCACACCAACAAGGUCCACUUCAUCUUCAACCACAAGAACCCCAAGACGGGCGAGUACGAGGAGAAGCACCUCAAGUCUCCCCCACCGGCCCGUAUCGUCAAGACCACUGAGCUCUACACGCUGGUUGUCAAGGACGGCAGCCUUCUCGAGGACUUCACCCCCUCCGUCAACCCCCCUGAGGAGAUUGACGACCCCAAUGACAAGAAGCCCGAGGACUGGGUUGACGAGGCCCGUAUCCCCGACCCCGAUGCCACCAAGCCUGAUGACUGGGACGAGGAUGCCCCCUUCGAGAUUGUCGAUGAGGAGGCCGAGCAGCCCGAGGACUGGCUUGUUGAUGAGCCCCUCACCGUCCCUGACCCCGAGGCCCAGAAGCCCGAGGACUGGGAUGACGAGGAGGACGGUGACUGGAUCGCCCCCACUGUCCCCAACCCCAAGUGUGCCGAUGUCUCUGGUUGCGGCCCCUGGACCAAGCCCAACAAGAAGAACCCCGACUACAAGGGCAAGUGGACCGCUCCUUACAUCGACAACCCGGCCUACAAGGGCGUGUGGGCUCCCCGCAAGAUCAAGAACCCCGACUUCUUUGAGGACAAGACCCCUGCCAACUUCGAGCCCAUCGGAGCUAUUGGCUUCGAGAUCUGGACCAUGCAGAAUGACAUCCUCUUUGACAACGUCUACAUUGGCCACUCGAUCGAGGACGCCAAGAAGCUCGCCGAGGAGACCUUCUUCGAGAAGCACCCUCACGAGCAGCUUGCUGAGUUGGCUGACAAGCCCAAGAAGGACGACGCCAAGGCUCCCUCUGACCUGAAGUUCCUGGACGACCCCGUCACCUUCAUCAAGGAGAAGGUCGACCUCUUCGUCACCAUUGCCCAGAAGGACCCCAUCGAGGCCAUCAAGUUCGUUCCUGAGGUCGCCGGUGGCAUUGGUGCCGUCCUGGUCACCGUCAUCGCUGUUGUUGUCGGUAUCGUCAGCUCCCUGGGUGGUGGCAACGCCCCGCCCGCUGUCAAGAAGGCCGCGGCUGAUGCCAAGGACAAGGCUGCCGAGGCCAAGGACAAGGUCGCUGCGGCUGCUUCUUCUGGCGCCGAGGCCGCGAAGGACAACACCACGAAGCGCACCACCCGCAGCCAGCAGUCGUAG
Molecule: messenger RNA, 1599 nt
Organism: Diaporthe citri
Lineage: Eukaryota; Fungi; Ascomycota; Sordariomycetes; Diaporthales; Diaporthaceae
Exons: 4
Coding region: 1-1599 (532 amino acids)
Biological process (GO): protein folding
Cellular component (GO): endoplasmic reticulum; endoplasmic reticulum membrane
Molecular function (GO): calcium ion binding
Source: RefSeq, a predicted model, not a curated record